AUGGAUGCAAUGGACAAGAUUGUCAUUGACCUAUCGGAUGUAGUUCUACUGUGCCCAAUGCACGCUGAUUGGUGUCCUGGUUCUCCCCCUCCGCAAACUGACAAUGCUGUUCCUCACAGAACAUUAAUCACCAGAGAGAUGCUCCCUUUCUACAUCCUGCUCAUACUACUCUGCAUUGAGCGCAUCCCAGAGGGCUGCCUAAGGAACAUUGGCUGCAGAGGUCGAUCCCAAUACAGACAGAAACGCCUGGAGUCGCAGAUCAUUGGAGGGAGCAACACCAAGCCAGGGGAUUGGCCCUGGCAAGUGAGUCUCCGGAAAGGUGGGGUUCACAUCUGCGGGGGAUCAAUUCUCAGCCAGUGGUGGGUAUUAACAGCAGCACACUGUGUCCAAAGAUCGAGAGCUGAACAAAUCUCGGUGGAAACCGGAACAAUAGAACUGGGAAACCGUAACGCACAGAGAUACCAGGUGGCUGAGAUCAUUAUCCACAAACAAUACAACCAUUCGACUUUUGACAACGACAUCAGCAUGCUCCAGCUGAAGACAUCCAUCGCCUUCAGCGGUGACCAGAUGCCUGUUCUUCUGCCUCUCAGCGACAGUUUUGACAUCAAGGCCUGGGCACCCUGCUUCGUCAUUGGCUGGGGCACAACACGACAUGAGAAGCGGCCAGUCAUCCUGCAAGAAGUGGAGGUGGAGUUGAUCGACUGGCACAGCUGCCGGAAAUGGGUGGUGGGCCUCACGAGCAACAUGCUGUGCGCCGGCUAUGAGGAAGGAGGUCGAGAUGCCUGCCAGGGAGACAGCGGGGGUCCCUUGAUGUGUGAGUGCAUGGACUCGGAGGCCUGGAUCCAGAUUGGGAUUGUGAGCUGGGGCAACGGAUGCGGGGAAUCCCACAGCCCCGGAGUGUACACCCUUCUUUCAAACUACAUCGAGUGGCUGGAAGCCAUGGCUGAACAGACCGAGAAGCCCUACCUCUCGAGCAGGGGCACUUCAUCCGGGUCAUCGGGGCAACAGAACAGAAACUCAUCGUCUCAAAUUCCAUUCCCCUUCCAGCAACUGUCGGACCAGGAUGUGACUCAACCAUCCGACACCUCCAGUACCAUCCUGGGCAAUGCAUUUCUCUCAAUCAUUACCUUUACGUGGAGAAUCCUAUUCAGUGAGAUUGAUAAAUAA
Molecule: messenger RNA, 1167 nt
Organism: Carcharodon carcharias (great white shark)
Lineage: Eukaryota; Metazoa; Chordata; Chondrichthyes; Lamniformes; Lamnidae
Product: serine protease 52-like
Exons: 7
Coding region: 1-1167 (388 amino acids)
Biological process (GO): proteolysis
Molecular function (GO): serine-type endopeptidase activity
Source: RefSeq, a predicted model, not a curated record